Cygnus olor (mute swan) is the source of this 4853-nucleotide messenger RNA. RefSeq names its product antigen WC1.1-like. The record is from RefSeq and is a predicted model, not a curated record. NCBI's taxonomy places the organism in Eukaryota, Metazoa, Chordata, Aves, Anseriformes, Anatidae. The coding region runs from base 92 to 3277 and encodes 1061 amino acids. The transcript has 15 exons. Gene Ontology annotation, cellular component: membrane.
GUAGUCAUUUGUGAGGCAGAGAAACCCAUGAAGAGAGUUUCGUCUUUGCAACGCCUAACAGAGAGUGAAGCUUCAUCUGGCUGCAAUAAGGAUGGCAACAAUGGGGCAUCUUUCUACUCCAGUGUUGUGGCUCCUUCUCCUCUCCAUUCAGGUUUCUCUGGGGGAUGAUGAGUUGAGGCUGACAAAUGGAACUGGCCCCUGCUCUGGGAGAGUGGAAAUAAAACAUGAAGAGCAGUGGGGAACUGUGUGUGAUGGUGACUGGAACAUAGAAGAUGCUGAGGUUGUUUGUAAGCAAGUAGGAUGUGGAUCUGCUGUUCAGGCCCUUAAUCGAGCUCCUUUUGGAGAGGGAUCCGGAAAAACGUGGUUGUAUCGAGUUGACUGCCGUGGUGAUGAAUCUGCUCUCUGGAACUGCUCACAUACAGGAUGGGAUGCCUUUCCCUGCCCUCAUUAUUUUGAUGUUGGAGUGAUAUGCUCAGGUUUCUCUAGACUGCAUCUGGCUGGAGGGGACACUGCCUGCUCAGGACACCUGAAAGUAAAGCAAGCAGAAACUUGGGCUACAGUCUGUUAUUCACAUAUUGAUUUCAAUGCUGCCUCUGUUAUAUGUAAUGAGCUAAAGUGUGGCCAGGCUGUGGAUAUCUUGAGAGGAUUUCACUCUGGAAACAGGCGUGAGUUGAUCUGGCAAGAAGAGUUCCACUGUGUGGGGAAUGAGACUCACCUUGCACACUGUCCCAGAAUGUUGGACCGUAGCAAGGCAUGCUCUCAUGAUGCCCAUGUUCUAUGUUCAGGCUAUGGUGGAUACAGGCUGGCAAAUGGCAGUACCACAUGUUCAGGGAGAGUAGAGCUUCUUCAUGGAGGCUUGUGGGGAACAUUCUGUGACUACCUGUGGAAUUUCCCAGCUGCCAAUGCCCUCUGCCAGCAUCUGGACUGUGGAAUUGCCCUAUCAAUACCGGCUGGACAGUCCUUUGGAAAAGGAAAUGGGUCGGUAUGGAACGGCACAUUAAGCUGCAAUAAGGAAGGCUCACACUUGAGAGAGUGUCCUGUGAAUGUGCUAAGUCAGAAUGAAUGCCCUGCUGGAAAUGAUGCUCGUGUGGUGUGUUCAGGGUGUCCAGGGAGCAGAUUAGUGAAUGGCACCACAUGUUCUGGCAGAGUGGAGAUCCGCCAUGGAGAUACAUGGGGAAGACUCUGCCGCUCCCACUGGAAUUUGCAAGAUGCUAGCGUUCUCUGUCGUCAGCUGAACUGUGGCUAUGCAAAGUCAGUCGAGACAGGAGACCUUUUUGUGGAUGGGAAUGGAUUUGUAUGGAGAGAUGUUUUUCACUGUGAAGGGACAGAGUCCUGCCUGUGGGACUGUGCUCAGGUGACUUUGGGCAAUCCAACCUGUUCAGCCAGAGAAACAGCCACUGUUGUUUGCUCAGGCCUUUCUGAUUCACUAAGACUCUCAGAUGGUGAGAGCCGCUGUGAUGGGCGAGUUGAGAUCUCUCUCCAUGGCAUGUGGGGCAGAGUCCUGGAUGAUGACUGGAACAUUAAGGAUGCUACUGUGGUGUGCAGACAACUCCAGUGUGGAAUAGCCAAGAAAGCCUAUUACCUUCCAAGGUCUGAGAGAGGCAUCGGUCUUGUGGGCUUAAGAAGUGUCCAGUGUGAUGGAAAUGAAACUCAGCUGGUGCUCUGCAAGACCUCCCAUUCUCAGGCACUGCCAACAGGAGUUGCUGAAGAUGUUGGCGUGAUUUGCUCAGAGAGCAAGAAGAUCAGGCUGGUGAAUGGGACACAGCGCUGUGCUGGGAGAGUGGAGCUCUAUCACAAUGGCAUAUGGGGCACAAUCUGUGAUGAUAACUGGGAUCUAUCAGAUGCAAAUGUUGUUUGCAAACAGCUGGGAUGUGGCUAUGCCAUCAAGGCAUUUGUCUCUGCUCAUUAUGGUGAAGGCUCAGGACAGAUCUGGCUGGAUGAUGUGAACUGCACUGGGGCUGAAUCUGGUCUCUGGGCAUGUCCCUCCAGGGCAUGGGGUCAGCACAACUGCCAACAUAAGGAGGAUGCUGGAGUCCUGUGCUCAGAGUUCUUGGAUCUGAGGUUGGUGAAUGGCAAUGACUGUGCUGGACGACUAGAAGUUUUCUACAAUGGAACAUGGGGGAGCAUUUGUUCCAAUCAUAUGUCUCAACUGACUGCAAUAACUGCAUGCAAACACCUGAACUGUGGAGAUGGUGGGGAAAUUGAAAAAGAUUUCAAAUACGGCAGAGGUUCUGGGCCCAUGUGGUUGGACCACAUUGAGUGCAAUGAGAAACACAGCUCUCUCUGGCAAUGUCAGUCAGACCCCUGGGAUCCUCAGUCAUGUGAUAACCGAGCAGAAGAGACCCAUAUUUCUUGUACUGGAAGAAAAGGGACAGCAACUCCAGCCACAUCUGCUGAGUGUCCAAAUUCUACAAGUUGCUCAGACAGGGAGAAGUUACGUGUCGUAGGAGGAGAGGAUGUGUGCUCAGGAAGAGUGGAGAUUUGGAACCAGGGUUCUUGGGGAACGAUCUGUGAUGAAUCCUGGGAUAUAGCAGAUGCUAAUGUGGUAUGCAGGCAGCUGGGUUGUGGGUCUGCCGUGUCUGCUCUGAGUGAAGCUGCCUUUGGAGAAGGGACUGGUCCCAUCUGGUUGGAGAAGAUCCACUGUAAAGGAACAGAACUGUCUCUCUGGGACUGUCCUUCCAAGCCCUUGUUUGGCAAAAACUGUGAUCAUAAGGAGGACGCUGCUGUGGAUUGCUCAGGUGUGACAGAAACAACAGCAUCAUCCACUAGAGCAGAUCUUCCCCGCCAACCAGAGACACAAAAUGUGAGAAUUUCAGCGCCUGUCAUCCUUUGUGUUAUUCUGGGGGCUCUUCUCUGCCUGGUCCUUGCCAUUCUCGCUGGACAGAUCAGAAGUGCCAGGGCACAGAAGAGAGGCUCCAGAGUAUCAUAUGACCCCUUCUCUGAGGCUGUCUAUGAGGACAUUGACUAUAAUCUGAUGAGAGAAAAGCAGGGGAUGACUCACCUCUCAGUUAAUACCAGUAUUGUUCCAGAGGUCCCACUACUGCCUGGAAAUGCCCUGGAAGACGGUUAUGAUGAUGUGACAGAAGCUCCUGGACCUAAAGAUGCUUCCUUUCCAGGGAAGAAUGAACAAGAAAUCAUUGGAGUUCUGGACAAAAGUGACGGAAACAGGUAUUCAUGGACAGACGCGUCAAGAAACAGGACCUCUGAGACUCAAAGAGAUUCAUCCCCUGCUCUUGAAGACACAGUUUAUGACGACAUUGAAGAGACAGGACACUGAUCAAGAUCGCUGAGCAGUACUGAACACUUUUGGAAGUACUUCCCUCUUCAUAAAAUGCUAAUCAUGUACUAGCAGAACCAGAACAACCUGCAUUUAGAAUUAGUUUUCAUAAGUUUGGUUUAUUUGCAGAGAAGUGAUUGCAUAUUUAGAAGAAAUACAAGCAUUAGCUUGUUUAGACAGCUUUUCAAGUUUCUCUUAACUACCUGGGCACUUUUUUUUUUUUUAAUUUCUAAAUAGUUUCAUUGUUUCUUUUUCCUUAAAAAAAAAAAAACUGAGGUAAUUUUUCAGCCAUGAUAUUUUCUUAUUAAAACUGUUUAAAGAUCUUUUCUCAAAUGUAUGUUUCUCCUCCCAGAUACACCUCAGUGUAUUAGGAAUUUUGAUUAUUAGGAAUUGAGACUGAACUGCAAGAAAAUCAUCAAAGCUGUGUUUAAUCUUUUGGAUAUUCUUAUUUGUCACAUAGAAUGUGAGAGCCAGAAGUAAUUUGCUAGGUAGCACUUAGUGAGAUAACAAACUAAGCGAGAGGUUAUUCUUGUCCUCAUUUUAAAUGCAGGUCUGUCAUUUGAACUAUGUGCAAGUGAAUUACAAGUUAGACUGGGUGGAAAAACUCCUCUUAUCUCCCUCUAUACCAUGAUGAAUUAUUGUCUCCCAAAGUUAUACCAAUUAUAUAGUAAUAGAAAGUUUAAUUUCUUUCCACAUAUGGCAAAUGGUGGUCAUAUCUAUAGGUUUCCAUCAUGUCAUUUAUUUUCAUCAUGUGAAGGCAGACUGCAAAAGUCCAAAAGUUGAUGGAGUAGAAGUACUGUUGUCUUGUCUCCUAAUGAAAUUUCUUGUAGGUUUUGAAAGAAAAAGCUUCCCUUGAAAUCUGCUAUCUGUAUUGGUGUACUGGUUUUGGCUGGAAUAGUUAGUUUUCAUCACAGUAGCAAACAUGGUGAGGUGUUUUGCAUUUGUGAUGAAAAACAGUAUUGAUAAUAAACUGAUGUUUUAGUUGCUGCUAAGCAGUGCUUACACAGUAUCAAGGUCUUUGCCUCUCAUGCUGCCCUGCCAGCAAGGAGGCUGGGAAUGCACAAGAAGCUGAGAGAGGACACAACCAGAACUGAUUCAAACUGACCAAAGGGACUUUCUAUACUGUAUGAUGUUAUGCUCAGCAAUAAAACUGGGGGGAAAGAAGGAAGAAGAGGGAAUGUUCAGAGCUAUGGUGUUUGUCUUUCCAAGUAACAAUUAUGUGUGAUGGGCCCUGCUUUCCUGGAAAUGACUGAACAUCUGCCCACCAAUGGCAAGUAGUGAAUAAAUUCCUUAUUUUGCUUUGCUUGCAUUCACAGCUUCCGCUUUACCUAUUAAACUGACCUUAUCUCAAGCCAUGAGUUUCCUCACUUUUCACUUUCUGAUUCUCUUUACCAUCCCACUGUGGGUCCAUGAGCGAGCUGCCUGCUGGGCUUAAACCACAACACUUGGCCUCCACUUAUCCCUCAAAAUUUUUGGGCCCCUCAGUACGAGAAGGACAUCAAGGCCCUGGACCUUGUCCAGAGAAGGGCUAUGAAGCUGGUAAAGGGCCUGGAACACAAGUCCUAUGAGGAGCGGC